Messenger RNA from Rotaria socialis, 1320 nucleotides. The record is from the annotation of a GenBank genome assembly. NCBI's taxonomy places the organism in Eukaryota, Metazoa, Rotifera, Eurotatoria, Philodinida, Philodinidae.
AUGCAGAAAGUCCAUAAGAAAAAUUCCAAUGUAUCCACUCAAAAAUCACCGAUUGCAACGUCACAAAGUACUUCAGUUCGUUUGACUCUCAGUCAACUAAGUCUAUCAAAUGCCAAAGUGUUUCCAUUGGAGAAUAUUCAAAUGAACCAAUUUUAUGAUAGUUCAUCGACUCAAUUGACCAAAGAAACAUCACCAAGCAUAGCUCCUCAAAAUCGAACAACAACUCCUGGUAAAAUGAAAUUUAAGCCUUGGAAAGUUUUGACUUUUGGCUUGGUCACUCUUGUCGUCACCUGCUCUCUAGCAGCAUUUGUAAUUGGCUUGUAUUUCCUCAUCAUAAGUACCAAAAACACUGCUUCAAGCAACACGACAACAGCUGCUCCACGGACACUAAUUUGGGAUACCACGGGUAUCACAGCUUACGGCACAGGAGUCUCAGGUUCCACAGCAAAUCAAUUUAAUAAUCCAAGUCAUAUUUUCUUCAAUUCAUCGAACUCUCUCUACGUUACCGACUAUGGGAAUAACAGAGUACAACACUUUUCUGCCGGCUCGUCGUACGCAACCACAGUUGCAGGUCAAGCUAAUGGGCAGUGGGGUACCACUUCCUAUUAUUUGAAUCAAGUUCCAUAUGCCAUAACAGAUUCAAGUGCCAAUCUGUACGUUUCAGAUUCGCGAAAUAAUCGUGUUCAAUAUUUUGCAUAUGGUACAUUAGCAGGAGUAACGGUAGCAGGCGCAGGAGGUUCAGGUUCUUCGAUGAACCAGCUAAAUAAUCCACACGGGCUGGCUCUUGAUUCGAGCACGAACAAACUAUACAUAGCGGACACGAACAACCACAGAAUUAUGUGUUAUGUCAUCGGUGUAUCAAGUGGUACCGUCGUGGCAGGUGGCAACGGUCAAGGAACACUCAACACUCAACUCAAUACGCCGAUAGGCCUCCAUCUUGAUGCGCCAUCAAAUAGUCUUUAUAUUGCGAACGCUAACUCCAAUAAUAUAAUAAAAUGGGUGGUGAAUGCUAGCACAUGGACACUGAUAGCUGGUGCUCCCAAUGGGCAAUCUGGUAGUACGUCAACAUUCCUUAAUAAUCCGUACAAUUUUAUAUUCGAUUCGAGUGGCAAUUUGUACGUAGCUGAUACUAAUAAUCAUCGCAUACAAUUGUUUUUGCCCGGUCAAUUUAACGGAACAACUAUUGCAGGUGUUACGGCUUUAUCUGGAAGUACUACUAACAAAUUUGACUCACCGCAGUCAUUGGCGCUCGACAGUAAUUUGAAUUUGUACGUGGCUGAUACGGGAAACGAUCGCAUACAGUACUUUGCACGAAUCUAA